GCGGAAUUAAAGCGCGUGACGACUACCUUGAUACCGGCGAGAUCCGGAUGUGGAGGAGGAUAUUCUGCUUUAGCUUUUCUAUUUCUACUACGCUGCUUGAGAUUUAUGAUUUCUACUUUUUGAGGUCAACGCUGAUCAACGUCCAAGUUAAAUGUGCCUUCUGGAGAUGUGGUCCAGGUCAGCAUCACGGAUUGUCAGACCUCGUCCCAUCCGUACAGUUCUACUGCUGCUGCUCUUCUGCGCUGUGCUGCUGCCCCAUUCUGUCCUCACCGCUGGCCGAGACUAUUAUGAGCUUCUUGGGGUGGGCAGGGAGGCCAGCACCCGGGAGAUCCGACAAGCCUUCAAGAAGCUGGCGCUUACCAUGCACCCUGACAAGAAUCCUGGUGACUCGUUGGCCCACGAAAAGUUCCUGGAAGUGAACCGAGCUUAUGAAGUCCUGAAGGACGAGGAUCUGCGCAAGAAGUAUGACAAGUAUGGUGAGAAAGGGCUGGAUGAGAAACAAGGGGGACGAUACGAGAGCUGGAACUACUACCGCUACGACUUUGGCAUCUACGACGACGACUCGGAGAUCAUCACCCUGGACACUGGAGACUUUGAGGCGGCAGUGAAUUCUGGAGAGAUCUGGUUCAUCAACUUUUAUUCCCCACGCUGUUCACAUUGUCACCAGCUCGCUCCCACAUGGCGGGAGUUCGCCAAGGAGAUGGACGGUGCCAUCCGUAUUGGGGCAGUCAACUGUGGUGACAACAACCACUUGUGCCGCAGGAAAGGCAUCAGCAGCUACCCCAGCCUCUACAUAUUUAGAGCAGGACAUAAACCUGAGAAGUUCCAUGGCGAGCGUGUCAAAGACCAUCUGGUAACCUUCAGCAUGCAGUUCAUCAAGACGAGCGUCAUACAGCUGUGGCAGGGCAAUGUGUUCAAAGAGAUGGAGAGCGCGUUUGCAUCAGGGCUAGGCUGGCUCAUCACCUUCUGUGCAGACAAAGGAGAUUGUCUGGAGCACAGGACUCAACAGAAGCUGGCGUCCAUGCUUGACGGCCUGGUGCGGGUGGGAUGGAUGGACUGCAGCACACAUCCACAGCUCUGUGAAAGUUUCCAGGUAACUACCGGAGCGACUGGCCUGUUCCCGCCAGGAAGUGCUCUAAAUAAAGAAGGCAGUGUGUUGUGGCUCAGCACUCUGGACAGCAGGGAGAUCUACACACAGGUCCUCCAGCACCUGCCCGACUUACCCCAGCUCACUGCAGACAACUUCCAUCUAAAACUGGCCCGGCAUCGCUGGUUGGUCACGUUCACGUUUGGAGACCGCAGCCAAGCUUCCAAUGAGUACAAGAAGCUGCAGGCUUUCCUCCGCGAUGACCACAUCCAGGUGGGCCGGGUGGACUGCCUAGUGGACUCCCAGCUCUGUCAGUCCAUUUACAUCCACAAAGCCUGCGUGGCCGUCUUUAAAGGCCUCGGAGUCCACGACUUUGAGAUCCAUCAUGGUAAGGACGCUGUGUACAACAUCGUAGCUUUUGCCAGGGACAGCGUGCGGGCUCACGUCACCACACUGAGGCCUGACAACUUCCCCUCAGACAAGAAGGAGCCGUGGCUGGUGGACUUCUUCGCCCCUUGGUGUCCUCCAUGUCGAGCUCUGCUUCCCGAAUUGAGGAAAGCUUCCAUCCAGCUGGCGGGACAGAUGAAGUUUGGUACAUUGGACUGCACCAUCCACCAGGACCUUUGCUCCAUGUACAACAUUGAAGCCUAUCCCACUACUGUCAUCUUCAAUGGCUCUUCCGUUCACGAGUAUGAAGGACAACACUCUGCUGACGGAAUCUUGGAGUUUAUCCAGGACCUGGUCAAUCCAUCUGUGGUGGUUCUCGAUCCAUCUACCUUUUCUGACAAAGUGACAGGUUUAGGUGAAGGAGAGCUGUGGGCAAUCGAUUUUUAUGCACCGUGGUGUGGUCCGUGCCAGGCUCUGCUGCCCGAGUGGAGGCGCAUGGCUCGGCUGUUGUCUGGCCUGGUUAUGGUGGGUUCCGUGGACUGUCAGCGUUUCCACUCGUUUUGCCAAGGCCAAAGUGUACGCUCGUACCCUGAAAUCCGCUUGUACUCUGGCGGUGGCAAGACAGCCUAUCGUUUCACAAGUUACAAUGGCUGGCACAGGGACGCACACUCUCUGCGAACGUGGGCCCUCAGCGCGUUGCCCAGAGCGUCGCUGGAUAUGACUCCAAACUCCUUCCGUUCUCUGGUGCUGGAGGCUAAUGACCCUUGGGUGGUGGACUUUUAUGCCCCGUGGUGUGGACCCUGCAAUCACUUUGCCCCUGAGUUUGAAAUUCUGGCUCGGGUCCUUAAAGGGAAAGUACGGGCCGGUAAGAUUGACUGUCAGGCUCAUUAUCAGGCCUGUCAGUCAGCCGGAAUCACUGCCUACCCCACUGUGCGCUUCUACCCAUACCAGGACACUAAUAGGCACCCAAACAGCGGUGAAAACAUCAGCAGUCGCGACGCUAACAUGAUUGCAGACAUCAUCAGGCAGAGACUACAACACUCAUCAUCACGGUUACACAACAAGAGGAAGGAUGAACUCUGAUGGACUUUAUUGGACCAACCCACAAACACAACUGAGGCACAGACAACGCACUGGACUCUGCGUAGUUUUUAUUUGUUAUUUUUUUUAAUGUGGACGUCUCUGUGGUUGGUAUUUACUCUGUGAGAUAAAACUAAGAGACACUGUUACUGACAUACAAACACACGCACAAGUGUACAUGCAAGACACUGUAUAUUCCAAAUUGUACGCAAAUAAAACCAAAAUAUUCCCCAAAUACUCAUGCUGUCAU
Syngnathoides biaculeatus (alligator pipefish) is the source of this 2804-nucleotide messenger RNA. RefSeq names its product DnaJ (Hsp40) homolog, subfamily C, member 10 (gene dnajc10). The record is from RefSeq and is a predicted model, not a curated record. The coding region runs from base 152 to 2557 and encodes 801 amino acids. Lineage: Eukaryota; Metazoa; Chordata; Actinopteri; Syngnathiformes; Syngnathidae. The transcript is spliced from 25 exons.